This is a messenger RNA of Pseudogymnoascus verrucosus, 1184 nucleotides long. RefSeq lists its product as uncharacterized. The transcript is spliced from 3 exons. NCBI's taxonomy places the organism in Eukaryota, Fungi, Ascomycota, Leotiomycetes, Thelebolales, Thelebolaceae. Bases 86 to 913 code for a protein of 275 amino acids. Gene Ontology annotation, cellular component: ribosome; mitochondrion. Gene Ontology annotation, molecular function: structural constituent of ribosome. The record is from RefSeq and is a predicted model, not a curated record. Gene Ontology annotation, biological process: translation.
CAGCUACCAUCCAAACGCGCAUCUCACUCCGCGCCCGCAACCCCACCAGACAGCCAAUUACCCGCCUGUCGACUCGGGAAGUGCAAUGUCUUCCCUCGUGGGCUCCUUACGGGCUCCCCAAUGCAUGUCCUGCAUGCGCCGCGUUACGACGAGCGUCGGCGAUGCGUGGCUCGCGUCGACGAAGCAGCAGGUCAGGGGGAAGAAGCGGUUGGCGAAGGUGUCGACUGUCAAUGUCCGCCUGCUGAAGGAUGUUACCCGCUAUGGAAAGGAGGGAUCCGUCAUUCCCCUACCGCCGGGACGUAUGCGGAACCAGUUUUUCCCGAGGAAGAUGGCAGAGUAUAUGACGCAAGCUCAGAUUAAGGAAGCUGGAUUAGAGAACGUGAUAUUGGAGAGGGAUUUCACCUUUGGCAUCGUAGACGCCGAGAGUCUGAAGGCCGCUGAGCCAGAGGUCAAGGCUGCGCCAGCAAAAAAGGUGGUAGCAGUUGAUCUCGACCUCUUGAGUGGCGAGCAAGCCGCAGCUACGAUCGCGAAGCUCAUCCCGAAGAACAUCGACUUCUACCGCUCCGCCAUCGUGCCCGCUGCCCCAGCCCCGAAACGCUCCCCAUCGCUACCAGCAAGCUCAGUGCUAUCCGAAGAGGCCAUAGGAGUCAAACCAGAGCCAGCGCCGCUGGAUCCAAACGCGAGUAUCUUCGGAUCCGUCUCGACAUCCGACAUUGCGUCCAGCAUCCGCGCCAUCCUGGCUGAAGAUAAGGAGGGCUCCCGCCUUGUGUUGGGCCCGGAGGAUAUCACGUUCGCGGUUGAGACGGAGGAGAAGGGUCGCGUCAAGAACUUGGGGACGUAUGAGGUGCAUAUCAAGAUCAAGGGCGGGGAACAGGCGGUGCGCAGGACGGUCACGGUUAAGCCGCAGGAGUAGAUUUGGGAGAGGGGUUGAGAUGUUUUUAUACUUGUAUAGAUAUGAGAGCACGGUGUACAGAUACGGAUACAGAUACGUGGCAUAGCGCGGGGCCUGGGAAUGCAGUAUGACUACAGACAGCGAUUGGGGGCGUUGGGCGGGACCCCUUUCUUGUGUGACAGGCGUGGCGAUGUCCCCAAGCAUGCUUUUGGAUUAUGUUGUAACUCUAUCUUCGCAGGUGUUAUUUGUGCAACCGUUGUAAGUAGGUUUAGCGUUCCAAUAGAUUCGUGGC